Rubroshorea leprosula is the source of this 598-nucleotide messenger RNA. Lineage: Eukaryota; Viridiplantae; Streptophyta; Magnoliopsida; Malvales; Dipterocarpaceae. The record is from the annotation of a GenBank genome assembly.
AAGUUCAACAUAAACAGAUAAAAAAAAAAAAAAAAAAAAAGAAAGUAGAUCAAGUUCAACAUAAACAGAUAAAAGAGGGCAGUGAGCAUUCCACACACGAACAACCACUAAAAAAACAGAUCUGGACACCCUACUAUCUACUCUCGCAUAAAUGACCCCCGUUCUCCAGGAUGCCGAGGCUGUAACUUUAAAGUAAGCGACGGCCAGUCCCGAAAUUCUUCAUGAUUGGCUUGUUGGCCCCCAGAUCUGAUAAGACUCAAACAAAACACAAGAAACAGAAAGAAAGUAGAGCAAAGGCCACCAACAGGGCCACCAAAGAACCGUCAGACCAUCGAAAAUGGUCACCGGACAUAGGAACACGGUUGACCGGCUCCACCAUGCUUGAGAAGCCCUCCGGCUGCUCAAGCAUCAAAAACUCGAGAAGCCCGGAGGUUUACGAGCACUCAAAUAGGGCGAGAUCUGGAGAGGUUUAAGGCAGAGGCUGGAGAUUUCUAGAGAAGAUGGAUAAAAGGGAGAGAGAGAGCAAAGCAUUUCCACCGCAAUCUUAAAUGGCCUGCAACUGCGUUAACGUUUUUGAUAGUAAAUUAUUUAUUAGGAA